Molecule: messenger RNA, 2960 nt
Organism: Salmo salar (Atlantic salmon)
Lineage: Eukaryota; Metazoa; Chordata; Actinopteri; Salmoniformes; Salmonidae
Product: serine/threonine-protein kinase 17A
Biological process (GO): protein phosphorylation; positive regulation of apoptotic process; intracellular signal transduction
Cellular component (GO): nucleus
Molecular function (GO): protein serine/threonine kinase activity; ATP binding
Source: RefSeq, a predicted model, not a curated record
GUAUUCAUUCAUCCGUUGUUCAUACUGAUGAGCGAGCGAAGUUAGAACAGAUCGCCCGGUUACAAACAGUUAGUGGAGUUGAAAAUAUUGAUACAUUGUUGCACCCUUCGACAUAAUUUAAUUGAACAUGAAAGUAACAGUUCUCUCAUCUGAAAUAUCCGUGAGGCAUGCGGUCUUAUUUUAUCACUCCUAAGCAGCGAAGUACUGCUAUUUUUGUGGUCACUCUGUAGGCAACGUUUACUAGCCAUCUAUUAGCUAGGGAAGUUUGGUUGCGGUAGCUGUUAGGUUUGUUUGAAAGUAACAGGAGAUAGCAAGCUGUAAAACCUUCAGUCCUGACCGAAUAGACGCGAUGAUUCCUGAAUAUAGUCCCCGGACCAGCGAGACAACACGUACGCGUUGCCACUAUGGUCAGGCAGCCGAACCAAACCAGAACCGAUGUGGGCUACUCUCCGAAAUCAAAACUCCUAUCAAGAAUGAACUAUUCACUGACCACUACACCAUCAUUCCGGGCAAAGAACUUGGCAGGGGCAAGUUUGCGGUGGUCAGGAAGUGUGUGGAGAAGUGCACGGGCCGGGAGUACGCCGCCAAGUUCAUGAGGAAGAGGAGGAAGGGCCAGGACUGCAGGCUGGAGAUCAUCCACGAGGUGGCCGUUCUGGAGCUCGCCACGGCCAGCCAGCGGGUGGUCAACCUGCACCAGGUCUACGAGAUGGCCGCCGAGAUGGUGCUCGUCCUCCAGUUUGCAGCAGGAGGAGAGAUCUUUAACCAGUGUGUGGCGGAGCGGGACGAGGCCUUCAAAGAGGAGGACGUGAAGAGGUUGAUGAGACAGAUCCUAGAGGGAGUUUCUUUCCUCCACAGGAACAACAUGGUGCACCUGGACCUCAAGCCCCAGAACAUUCUGCUGACAAGCGACGCUCUUCUGGGGGACAUCAAGAUCGUGGACUUUGGUCUGUCCAGGAUGGUGAGCAGCAAUCAGGAGCUCAGGGAGAUCAUGGGGACCCCGGAGUAUGUGGCUCCAGAAAUCCUGAAUUACGAGCCGAUUAGCACAGCGACAGAUAUGUGGAGUAUUGGUGUACUGGCCUAUGUGAUGCUGACGGGAAUCUCUCCCUUCCUGGGAGAGGACAAGCAGGAGACAUUCCUCAACAUCUCCCAGAUCAACAUCAGCUACCAGGAGGAGGAGCUGGAGCAUGUAGACCAGGCCGCCAUCACCUUCAUCAAAGCCCUGCUCAUCAAAGAACCCCAGAACCGUGCCACAGCAGAAGAGUGCCUGCAGCACCAGUGGCUCCAACCAAAAGAGAAAAAGCAGGCGGAGGCGACAACAGCGGUGAAAGAGACUACCAGCCCAACCAAGUGCCCCUCGGAGCCAGUCAGCCCUGAGAGCCCCAUCAGGGAAGAGGAGAAGGAAGGUCCUGUAACAGAGGAGCUGAUCGUGGUGGCAGCCUACACACUGGGCCAGUGUCGCCAGUCAACAGACAAGGAGGUCAUAAACCCCGACCAGAAGGCUAUCUCCAAGCGCUUCAAGUUCGAGGAGCCCUUUAGCGCCCUCCAAGAAGUCCCCGGGGAGUUCAUAUACUGAAUGACACAAACACAGACACACACACACACACACACACACAGACAUCUCAACCUUUACACAAGGGGUCUUCGCUCCGGUCCUGGAGAGGUACUGGUUGUGUUGGGUCUCCCUCCUGCCGUUCACUAACACACCAGCUAAUUCAGCCGAUCACAGCCCUAAUUGGUUGGUUAGUAAAAUCAGGUACAUUAAUGAUGGCUUGGAGCGAAAGCCUGCACCACCCAGUAGCUCGCCAGGAACCAUAGUGGAGAACCCCUGCUCUUCCAUCUAAGUGAAAGCGGUACAAAAUGUCGCACUUACAAACCACAAUAAAUAUCUGACACUUUUUAACCCACCUCAUGGUCUGAACUCGUAAGCCAAACUUUUUUUUUUAAUAUUUUUUUUUUAAAUGUCCCGUUGUUUUUGUAUUUUAUGUUUGUGCUGCUUUACUAUACAUGGGAAUCGGUACUCCGGACUAAGGCCUAGAUUCAGUCAGAUCAAGCGUUAACCGAUAUCCGACACCUGCAGAGCUGAUGUUUUGGUGUCGGAAGUGGAACUGCGUUGGAGCUGUCAAAUCAGAGCUGCUCUGGUGAUCAUUGUCACGAAACCACAGCAUAAAGUUCAGAACGAGAAAGUGUAGGCUAUAUAGAAAUAAUGUCGCUCAAAUGGAAAAUCAUUGAGCAAAAUGAUGAGGAUUUCUAUCAGCCUAAUCGAGGUGUAGAUUACAUCUCACAUUCCAGUGUUCGAACUUGUAAACAAGGCUGCAUGGGAUUUCUCUCAAUGCGACUCUGUGCAGCCAAUGGCAAUGUCCGCUUUAGGUAUAAUGCCGGGAUCCAUUGUGGAUUUGACAGCUCUAAAGCCGAUCUGAUUGAAUCUGGCCCUAAGCCUUGUUGUGAUACUUCGUUUUGUUUUUGUUUUGUUCUUCUUUGGUGCCAUGCUUGGAGAAUUAGCAAUGACUUGGGCCAUAAAUGCAAUUGUAUCUUUUUUUCCUUUUUUUUUCUCCAGUUUUUUGUCAAUGUUUCGUCAGGCUAUCUCUUUUCUUAAGGUAUUUUGUUUAAGGUUAUAGAUAUCUUCUAAAAUGGGAACGGGGGAGGGAGGGUUAAUUCUGUGUAUAUGAAACCAAUGUUAUGUUGCUUUGAGAGUAUGUCUCGAAAUAAUACUGUUUAAAAAGCCAUUGCACACGUUUGACCCAGAACUGAAAACAUCCCAUGGGUUUCAAUCUCUUCAGCAAUAAUUGCAAAUAAUUGACUUGUAUAUGCAGACAGCGCUUGUUUUUCUUUCCUAACUCCCAAUAGUAAUUACUGUAAAUUGGUCCAAGUUUGUCUCUAUCAAACGAGAGGCUCCUUAUUAUGGGAACAAAUUUGUACAUGAAUGUCCUGAUACUGUAAAUAAAGAUAAGUCUCUAAACCUU